CCUCUCCCUCUCUCUCUUCUCAUUUAAGGUGUUCUGGAAACAUCUUCCCACAAAGCUACUAAUUUAAUCGUUCACUCUCUCUCCCUGCGACUGUAAGUACAGUAGUGCUUAUUAUUUUCAUCAAUGGAUGCUCCAUCCUCGUUUAUAUAAUCCUCGUUUAGUUUCUUUCGAAACGCAUGCCUGAAAGUCUCGCGGGAGAUCGGACCAAACGGAUUGAUAUCUCGCGAUUCGCGCCACUAUUUCAUUAUCAAUGCGUACGGAUUUCGUUUAUCUCACCGCUUUCGUUCAGAUUCCAGUUGUUUAACUCUUAAUUAUCUGGUCCCUUUCAUGUCUGUUCGCGAUUCGAAUGCGUUACAAUUGACUCGUCCUUUGACCGAUCUGAUAUUUACCGUACUACCCUUUUAGAACUGAGGUAAAAAGGUUUGGGUUUUGCUGAGAGUUCAUAAAUGAAAUUAGGGUUUUUGGUGGUGGUGUCGGUGGUCUUGUUGUUUAGUAUCUGCUCUCCGCUAUCAAUCCUCGUUCUGUGCUUGCUCUCUCAAUCGGGAAUUUUAGUAGUUUGAGAUAUUUUGGAAGAGCUUUCAUGCUCGCGCUCAUACACGCAUGUGCGCAUUAUGUGACUUAGGAUGAGACGCCGCUCGCCGACAAGCUCUCCAGCUGAGAAUAUGGAGAAGGGGGCUGCUAAAAAUCAUCGGUCUCGGAUAUGUAUGUUGGCAUCUUUAUCGGCUUUUUUCUGGUUAUUGUUGUUGUACUUCCAUUUUGUUGUUCUAGGAGGUAAUACAGUUGAUGAUUCUUCACUAGUGGAUCGCAUUUCUGCUAGUUCUGAGUCGAUCAAUACCCACCCUAGCGAUUCCCAAUCAACGCCUAUUAGUCGGCGUAACAAUGCCCAACCAGACCCUGGUAGUCCGCGUAGCAACGCCCAAUCCACCCCUAUGAGUCGGCCUAGCAAUGCCCUUCCAAUGCCUGCGAAUCCACCACCAACCAUUACCGAGCCGAAAGCAGAGAACUUCCCAUUUCUGCGGGCAUUAAGAACCAUAGAGAACAAGAGUGAUCCGUGCGGUGGGAGAUACAUAUAUGUCCAUGACCUUCCUCCUAGGUUCAAUGAAGAUAUGCUCAAGGAGUGUAAGAGUCUGAAUAUUUGGGCAAAUAUGUGUAAGUUCACUACGAAUUGCGGGCUUGGGCCCCCGCUGGAAAACGUUGAAGGGGUAUUCUCAGAUAGCGGAUGGUAUGCAACAAAUCAAUUUGCAGUCGAUUUGAUUUUUACUAACCGAAUGAAGCAGUAUGAGUGCUUGACUCGUGAUUCUUCUCUUGCUGCUGCUAUUUUUGUACCCUUUUACGCGGGAUUUGAUAUUGCACGGUAUCUUUGGGGGUAUAAUACGUCUACGAGGGAUGCUGCUUCUCUUGCUUUGGUCGAUUGGUUAAUGAAGAAGCCGGAGUGGAGCAUUAUGGGAGGAAAAGAUCAUUUUCUUGUUGCUGGAAGGAUUACUUGGGACUUUAGAAGGUUAAGCGAUGAAGAUUCGGAUUGGGGUAACAAGCUUCUAUUUUUACCAGCUGCAAAGAAUAUGUCCAUGCUUGUGGUAGAAUCAAGCCCCUGGAAUGCGAAUGAUUUCGGCAUUCCAUACCCCACAUACUUUCAUCCGGCAAAGGAUGCUGAUGUGUUCAUUUGGCAGGACAGAAUGAGGAAACUGGAGCGGAAAUGGCUCUUCUCUUUUGCCGGGGCCCCACGCCCUGGUAACCCUAAAUCUAUUCGGGGGCAAAUCAUCAAUGAGUGCAAGAAAUCCAAUGUUUGCAAGCUGCUGGAAUGCGAUUUUGGGGAGAGCAAGUGUCAUUCUCCAAGCAGUAUAAUGAAGAUGUUUCAGAGCUCCCUUUUCUGCUUACAACCUCAAGGUGAUUCGUACACAAGGAGAUCUGCUUUUGAUUCGAUAUUGGCGGGUUGCAUACCUGUCUUCUUCCAUCCUGGUUCAGCUUACACACAAUACACUUGGCAUCUUCCUAAAAAUUAUUCGAAGUAUUCGGUGUUCAUUCCAGAGGAUGAUAUUCGGAAGAGGAAUAUUACAAUCGAGCAAAGGCUGAGUCAAAUUUCUCCCGAGGAGGUGAAGAUAAUGAGGGAGGAGGUCAUAAGUCUCAUCCCCAGCCUUAUAUACGCAGAUCCCCGCUCUAAACUGGAGACCCUAAAAGAUGCAUUUGAUGUAGCUGUGCAGGCUGUUAUUAACAAAGUUACUAAGAUGAGGAGAGACAUUAUUGACGGUCGCACAGAUGAUGAUUUUAUUGAGGAGCUCAGUUGGAAAUAUGCUUUGUUAGAGGAAGGGCAGUACGUGGGUCUUCACGAAUGGGAUCCUUUUUUCUCGAAACCCAAAGGUGGCAAUGUGGAGUCCAAGGAUAUAUCUGCAGAAGCAGCGAAAAAUUCUUGGAAGAGUGAGCAAAGAAUACAUUCAUGACUUGGCCUGCAAAGUUUUGUCGAUUUCAAGUUCUAAAGCCUAGUGAAUGUGGGCUGGAGCUUAAAAUAGGAUGCCAUGCCCUGAGAGGUGGCAUGCACAAUCUUGUCCUAACCUGAAGCAUAGGAUACAUACGAAUGUAUGCAUUUUCUGCUUCUAGCAUAAUCAGGUGCUUGGUCCGCUUCAUUUUGAUUUGUCAUUUGUAGUCAUUCUUUGUAUUGUGUCUGAUAUAUAGAUGCUGCCACAUAGUUAAACAUAAAUUUUGUCUAUUGGAUGCUGUUUUGCAAAGAAGUAUUAAUUGAAGUAGUAAUGAGCUUUCGUA
This is a messenger RNA of Rhododendron vialii, 2754 nucleotides long. RefSeq names its product xyloglucan galactosyltransferase MUR3. The transcript has a single exon. Lineage: Eukaryota; Viridiplantae; Streptophyta; Magnoliopsida; Ericales; Ericaceae. The record is from RefSeq and is a predicted model, not a curated record. Bases 624 to 2435 code for a protein of 603 amino acids. Gene Ontology annotation, molecular function: glycosyltransferase activity.